This is a messenger RNA of Onychostoma macrolepis, 2424 nucleotides long. RefSeq names its product hemopexin b (gene hpxb). The transcript is spliced from 10 exons. NCBI's taxonomy places the organism in Eukaryota, Metazoa, Chordata, Actinopteri, Cypriniformes, Cyprinidae. The coding region runs from base 68 to 1408 and encodes 446 amino acids. The record is from RefSeq and is a predicted model, not a curated record.
CAUGGCAGUCCCCGCUUCAGUGCACUUGGCUUAGUUCAGCUAACCUGGAUCAAGUGAACAGCUCAUUAUGACUGCGGUGUUACUUUCCCUGUAUGCAUGCUUGGCUUUAGCUCUGAGCAAUGCGGCUCCAGUUCACGAUGAUGUCAUGAUAAAAGAUGCCCCUGAGGACCAUUCACAUCCUAAAGGAGAGGACCACCAUGAUGCCAAACUUGAUCGGUGUAAAGGCAUCGAGUUUGAUGCCAUCACUCCAGAUGAAAAAGGAAACACUUUCUUUUUCAAAGGUGACCAUUUAUGGAAAGGUUUCUCAGGACCAGCUGAGCUCUCAAACAGCACGUUCAAAGAACUGGAUGACUUUCAUCACCUGGGCCAUGUAGAUGCAGCCUUCCGCAUGCACCAUCAAGAUGAUCUCAAUGUUCAUGACCACAUCUACUUUUUUCUGGGUGACAAAGUCUUUAGCUAUUACAAUUACACCCUUGAGCAAGGCUACCCUAUGGAAAUCCAGCAGGACUUUCCUGGUGUCCCCAGCCAUCCAGAUGCUGCUGUUGAGUGUCCCAAAGGAGAAUGCAUCACUGAUUCAGUGCUGUUCUUCAAAGGAAAUGAAAUUUAUAGCUUUGACAUCAAGACAAAGUCGGUUAAGAAGAAGGUGUGGGCACACUUGCCAAACUGCACAUCUGCCUUUCGCUGGCAAGAGCAUUAUUACUGUUUCCAUGGUUACAACUUCACUAGAUUCCAUCCUGUUUCUGGGGAUGUGACGGGAACAUACCCAAAAGAUGCUCGAAAAUACUUUAUGAGGUGUGGUGAAGGAUUUGAUCAUGGAAGUGGUGCAAGAAGACAACGCUGCAGUGAGGUCAAGCUGAAUGCUAUCACCUCAGAUGAUAAAGGGAGAUCAUAUGCAUUCCAGGAUGCAAUGUACAUGCGUUUGGACACACACCGUGAUGGCAGCCACCAUUUCCCUAUUUCGAGGUCAUGGAAGGAAAUUUCUGGUGUGGUGGAUGCUGUUUAUAAUUAUGGAGAUAAUAUGUACAUUAUCCAGGGUGAUCAAGUCUAUAUCUACAAGUCAGUAGCACAUUACACGCUCAUAGAGGGCUACCCUAAACCUCUGAAGGAAGAGCUGGGCAUCGAUGGUCCCGUGGAUGCAGCAUUUUUGUGUCCAAAUCAGCACAUAGUAAACAUUAUUCAAGGUCAAAAGAUGUAUGACAUUGAUCUUGAUGCCACCCCUCGAGCUGUUAAAAUGGAGAGACCUAUUCCCUUCCCCAAAAUUGAUGCUGGCUUCUGUGAUGCUGAUGGUGUAAAGGUGUUUAUUGGCCCAGAAUACUAUUCAUAUCAAAGCCCAAUGAUUCUAGCUAUGGGCAAGAUCAAACCUCCACCUCAAAUGAUCUCUCCAGAAAAAUUUGGCUGUGAAAAAUAAAAGCAAGGCAAGAAAAGAGCUUCAAUUCAAUUUGAUUAAAUUCGAUUAAAGUCAAUUAAAGUCAAUUCAAUUCAAGUCAAGUCAACACUUUAUUUAUCGCUUAGGGGCAAUUCACAAGGUCACAUGGAGUAACAUAAGCAAUAUAUAUAUAAAAAGAAAUAAAUAAAUGUAUGUGUAUACAACAAUGUGCAAAUAAAAUAAAUUAAAGAGGAAAGUCACUGCGUAGUAAACGGGGAUCAGAGAUGGUUGGAGGUUUAAAAGCUGCACCUCUUAAGGGACAAAGGUUGCCUUCCUCCUUUGUGUUCUGCACCCUGGACAGUUAAGCCAUCAUCCUGAGGGGAGCCACUCAAAAACAGAAAACAGGACAUGUGAAGGUAUGAUCCUUGUAUGAUCCUGCCAGCUAACCUCAGCAUUUGCUGUUCACUCACAGAAAGAGUCCUGACAGGAAGUCCAAUAAUUUUUUGCAAACUUUAACUGUAAGAUCCAAACGAUUUCUAUUUUGAAGACUGAUAGAAUGGAACCAGCAGACAAUGGAGAAUGUGAUGACACUUUCUAUGUAAGAAUAGUAGAACAUAAUGAGAGUCUUCUUACUGACACCAAAGGAGUUGAGCUUCCUCAAAAGGUACUGUCGCUGCUGGCAUUUCCUCAAUAUCUCCUCAAUUUCAACAGAUUGUCAAAAAUUGUACCGAGGUACUUGUACGUCUCAACAAUCUCAAUAGGCUUUGGCUGCCAAAACCUUCUGCCUCUGCUUAUUAGAAAAGGUUACUACCAUCUCUUUAGACUACCUCACAUGUAAUUCCAAACUGGAGUUAUCACACCACUCAACAAAUUCUUGAAGAACUAGGCCAUGCUGUUGUGAGCAAACUUUAUUAAAUGGCAAUUGGGUUGAGUUGACCUACAAUCAUCGGUAUACAAAAUAGAAAGCAGAGGGGUUUCUGAUAAUCAGUCAUUGUCACAAGCUGCUUAAUGAUUUUGAUGCAUUUCUUGUACUAAUAAAAUGACACUUGUCUGGCAUA